UGAGGCCGGGGUGCGGAGGAGCGCGGAGGGGACGACGAUGGGCGGACGGUGGCCGGGCCUCCCGCCGCUGCCGCCGCUGCCGCUGCUGCUGCCGCUGCUGCUGCCGCUGCUGCUGUCCGGGUCCGGGUCCGGGUCCGGGUCCUGGGAGGCUUCGGGGGAGGUUCCGGAGGGUCCGGACGGGCUGUUCGCGGCGGGCGUGGCGGCCUACGCGCGGCGGGACUGGGCGUCGGUGGUGCUGUACAUGGAGCGGGCGCUGCGGGCCCAGGCGGCCCUCCGCGCCCUCCGCCUGCGCUGCCGCGGGGCCUGCGCCGCCCGCCACCCCUGGCCGCCCCCCGACCCGCCCCCCGACGCCCCCGGGACCCCCGAGCCGCCCCCGGCCCUGCGGGACCUCCGCUUCUUCGGGCCGGUCCUGGGCCGCGCCGCCUGCCUCCGCCGCUGCCUGGGCCCCAGCGCCAAACAGCUGCAGCCCCUCGCCGAACAGCUGGACCUCGAGUUCCAGAAGCGCAGCCCCUACAACUACCUGCAGGUCGCUUACUUCAAGAUAAACAAGCUGUCCAGGGCCGUAGCAGCGGCUUAUACCUUCUUCGUGGGGAACCCCGAGCACGUGGAGAUGCGCCAGAAUCUCGACUAUUACCGUACGAUGGCCGGAGUAGAAGAGUCAGACUUCAAGGACCUCGAAGCCAAACCCCAUAUGCACGAAUUCCGGCUGGGUGUGCGGUUCUAUUCGGAGGAGCAGCCCGAGGAAGCCAUUCCCCAUUUGGAGGCGGCGUUACGAGAGUACUUCGUGGCCGACGAGGAGUGUCGGACUCUGUGCGAAGGGCCCUAUGACUACGAAGGGUACAACUAUCUGGACUACAACGCUGACCUCUUGCAAGCCAUCACAGAUCAUUACAUCCAGGUCCUGAACUGUAAGCAGAAUUGUGUCAUAGAGCUUGCCUCCCAUCCCAGUCGAGAGAAGCCCUUUGAAGACUUCCUCCCAUCCCACUUCAAUUAUCUGCAGUUUGCCUAUUACAACACCGGAAAUUACACCCAAGCCAUCGAAUGCGCCAAGACCUACCUGCUCUUCUUUCCCAACGAUGAGGUGAUGCAACAGAAUCUGGCCUACUACACAGCCGUGCUUGGAGAAGAGCAGGCUGGACCCAUUGAACCCCGGGAGAGUGCCCGGGCCUACAGAGAGCGCAGCCUGAUGGAGAAGGAGCUCCUUUUCUUCACCUACGACGCCUUUGGAAUCCCUUUCGUGGACCCGGACACGUGGACUCCAGAAGAGGUGAUCCCGAAGAGACUGCAAGAGAAACGGAAGGUAGAGCGGGAGACAGCCGAGCGAAUCUCCCAGGAAAUCGGGAACCUCAUGAAGGAGAUUGAGACACUCGUGGAGGAAAAGACGAAGGAGUCGGUGGACGUGAGCAUGCUGGUCCGAGAAGGUGGCCCUCUGUUGUACGAUGGGAUCGAAGUCGCUAUGAACUCGAAGUCGCUGAACGGAUCCCAGCGGGUGGUGAUGGAUGGAGUCAUCUCUGCCGAGGAAUGUCGGGAGCUGCAGAGGCUCACCAAUGCAGCCGCCACGGCCGGGGACGGCUAUCGGGGACGCACCUCCCCUCACACCCCCAGCGAGACGUUCUACGGGGUCACCGUCUUCAAAGCCCUCAAGCUGGGACAGGAGGGCAGGGUGCCCAUGCAGAGUGCCCGUCUGUACUACAACGUGACGGAGAAGGUGCGACGCGUCAUGGAGUCCUACUUCCGUCUGGACACCUCCCUCUACUUCUCCUACUCUCAUCUGGUGUGCCGCACAGCCAUCGAAGAAGCCCAAGCCGAGCGGACGGACAGCAGCCACCCGGUGCACGUGGACAACUGCAUCCUCAACGCCGAAGCCCUGGUGUGCGUGAAGGAGCCCCCGGCCUACACCUUCCGGGACUACAGUGCCAUCCUUUAUCUAAACGGGGACUUCGAUGGAGGAAACUUUUAUUUCACCGAACUGGAUGCCAAGACCGUGACGGCCGAGGUCCAGCCCCAGUGCGGACGGGCGGUGGGCUUCAGCUCCGGGGAGGAGAACCCCCACGGGGUGAAGGCCGUUACCAGGGGGCAACGCUGCGCCAUCGCCCUCUGGUUCACUUUGGACCCUCGACACAGCGAGCGGGACCGGGUGCAAGCCGACGACUUGGUGAAGAUGCUGUUCGGCCCAGACGCGGAGGAGGUGGAUCUGUCCCGGGAGGCGGCGGGCCAAGGCCAGCCAGCCCCGCCGGAACCUCUGGCCGGCCCCCGAGCCGGGGACAAGGACGAGUUGUGACGGCACCGGAGCGAGCGGUUCCCCACCUUCGCCCAGGGGAGGGACGGUGGUGCUGCCUCAGGACGCCCAGUCUGCCCCGCCAUCGCCCGGAGCCCUGCGAGGGACUCGCACCUGCUGCCGGGCCCCAGCCGGGUGGGACACCGCCUCCACGCCCCUCCAAUCCCACCCCCCGGCCACAUCUGCCAGCCCCAGUGGCACCGCCCCUCUUCCCGGGGGAGCCAGGUAGGACGAUCUCGCAGGCUCGGGGGCCGGGCCUCUUUAGGCGGGUCUGGGCCCGGCCUCUGGGACCUGGUGACAAGUCCAGGUGGAGCCAGACCCCAGGCCGGGGCAGUGGAGCCAGCGGCCUACCCACACUACAGAACGGUAUUGAAGUGCCUUAUGGAGACAGUCAAAGAAUAAAGAUUUUUUUCUUUUCUA
Messenger RNA from Ornithorhynchus anatinus (platypus), 2698 nucleotides. RefSeq names its product prolyl 3-hydroxylase 1 (gene P3H1). Gene Ontology annotation, molecular function: L-ascorbic acid binding; protein binding; procollagen-proline 3-dioxygenase activity. The coding region runs from base 38 to 2281 and encodes 747 amino acids. Gene Ontology annotation, biological process: collagen metabolic process. NCBI's taxonomy places the organism in Eukaryota, Metazoa, Chordata, Mammalia, Monotremata, Ornithorhynchidae. Gene Ontology annotation, cellular component: endoplasmic reticulum. The record is from RefSeq and is a predicted model, not a curated record. The transcript is spliced from 15 exons.